Molecule: messenger RNA, 1743 nt
Organism: Sodiomyces alkalinus F11
Lineage: Eukaryota; Fungi; Ascomycota; Sordariomycetes; Glomerellales; Plectosphaerellaceae
Product: diphthamide biosynthesis protein
Exons: 2
Coding region: 1-1743 (580 amino acids)
Biological process (GO): protein histidyl modification to diphthamide
Molecular function (GO): 2-(3-amino-3-carboxypropyl)histidine synthase activity
Source: RefSeq, a predicted model, not a curated record
AUGUCAGAAUCAGAAACUCUUUCUGCACCGCCAGUACUUUCAACCCCGGCUGAACCCAUCUUCGAAGACCCGACUCCAACCGUAGUAGAACCCGUCGACCCCCUCCCGCCACGGACCGACGAUGAGCUUCAUACCGUCUACGAGAUUCGCCGCACCGCGCGCGAGAUCAAGCAAGGAGGCUGGAAGCGUAUCGGUCUCCAAUUCCCAGAUCCCAUGCUACGCGAUGCUGGAUGGGUAGUUGAAGCUUUGAGCCGGGCCCUCGCCCAGGAAAUCCCCUCUUCCUCCCCCCAGGGCGCGGAGGGGUCGGGGUCGGCCCCCGAGCGUAUCUACGUCCUAGCAGACACCUCCUACAGCGCAUGCUGCGUCGACGAAAUUGCCGCCGAGCACGCCGAUGCCCAGGUUGUCGUACACUACGGCCGUGCCUGCCUUUCCCCGACCUCGCGCCUCCCCGUCAUUUACGUCUUCACCCAACAGGCCCUCGACCUCGACGCCGCAGCUGCCGCCUUGGAGUCCCAAUUCCCCGACCCCGACGCCGCCAAGGUCGUCCUCAUGGCCGACAUCACGUACCAGGACCACGUCGAGCCUCUGGCCUCGCGCCUGCGCGCCAAGGGCUACCGACACAUCCUACGGACCGCCGUCGUACACAACCCCGCCGGCGUCAUCCCCAACCGAAGGCUAGCCGGCGCCGAAUCCGAGUCCGAGUCCGACGGGUACUCCCUCUUCCACAUCUCCACCCCGCCCUCCGCCCUCCUCCUCGCGCUGCACAGCCGCUUCGCCUCCCUCCACGUCCUCCCGGCCCCUCCACCACCAUCGCCGCCCCCGCCCGGCGCGCCCUCGCCACGCAUCCAAGUCCAAGACCCGACCGCCGCGACCGCCGCCCUGCUGCGCCGGCGCUUCGCCCGCGUCCUGACCCUCGCCAGCGCCGGCGUGGUCGGCAUCCUCGUCAACACCCUCAGCGUCGCCAACUACCUGUCGACCGUCGACCUGCUGCGCCGCCGCAUCGCCGACGCCGGCAAGAAGAGCUACACCGUCGUCGUCGGCAAGCUGAACCCGGCCAAGCUGGCCAACUUUGCCGAGAUCGACGGCUGGGUGGUCGUCGGGUGCUGGGAGAGCGGGCUGGUCGAGGACGACGCCGGGUUCUACCGUCCCGUCGUCACGCCUUUCGAGCUCGAGGUCGCGCUGCGGCCCGAGAGCGAGCGCGUGUGGGGGCCGGAGUGGUGGGGCGGGAUGGAGAAGUUGGAGCAGCAGCUCCAGGAUGCCAACCAGGAGGAGAAUGGGGACGGGGCGAAAGAAGAAAACCAGAGCGAGGGGGGCCAGGGGGAGGAAUUAGGGGCGGAGGAUGGUGAUGGCGUUGACGGGGAAGAGGAAGAGUCGGCGCCGCCCGCGUUUGACUUGCGGACCGGCAAGCUUAUCAGCCAUAGCCGGCCCAUGAGGGUCGUGGUCGACGGCCGUGCGAAAAAGCAAGCGGGCAGUCGAAGCCAAGGAGAUGCAGACGCGUCGUCGUCGUCGUCGUCCGGAAGGGAAUCCAGCGCGUUGGUGAAGACGGCCGCGGCGGGGGAGCUAGCGACCAUCAACGGAGUGGUGAGUCCCGGGGCCGAGUUCCUGCGGUCGAAACGGACGUGGCAAGGUCUCGGCACGGAUUUUGAUCAUGGCGACGAGAGGAGUAGGAGUGCGGUCGUUGAAGAAGGGCGGAGCGGCGUGGCGAGGGGAUACACAGUGGGAGAGGACAGCACGCGAACAUGA